AUGCGUCCUGUUUUAUGCGAGGCCCUGCCCACGAGACACGAGUUGGGAGAGCUCUCCAAACCCUCUGUGAAGCCUGCUACAUCAGUUGAUCUCCAGUCACAAACCGAAAGAUCUAAUGAUCCUCUUCUUUUGCUCCCCAGCAGUGGCACCAUGCGAAAUAAACAGACGAAAGCUGGGACUCCUUUCACUAUCCUUGAAGGGUCCACUGCUUCCUGUUCCUCUACUGACACCAAGUGUAAUAUCAGUGCUAGCAUUACAACUAACAGCUCUGCUGUAAGUAGUUUGCCCGAGAUCGCUGUAACAACCACCACUAAUAGCAACAAUGCCAAUAACCUAGCCAGCGUCUUUUCACCUCCCGGACCUGAGAUUAAUCAGUCUAAUUCUGCCAUUUUGAAAAGCGGUUCCUUGGCUCGCUGUCUUAGCCAGAUUGAGGGCGUGAACAGUUUCCCGGGUCAGGCGCCUUAUGCUGCUAGCUGCAGCAUCUCCGGUCACACCAGUCUAGGAAUGUUCAAACAAAUGAAUGCCAUCAGCACUGGAGGCAUAUGCUCUGGCACUAGUUCUAGUGCCAUUUACAGCGUCGGCGGAAAGCCAACAACGACUGGUCCGAACAAUUCUGCUUUGUCUGAUCUUUCUAAGAUAUUGGUAGUUUCCGAGCAUCUUCAUCAUCAACAACAGAAACAGCAACAACUUAUGAAACGUAACACUUCUAGCAUUAAAACAACCACGGCAUCGACAAAGACUGCGCCAACUACGGCUCUAAGUAAUGUCAGCCUUACACCUCAGACAAGCUCGAUGCCUGGAGUUUCAUGUCCGCAAUCUGACGCCACAAGUGAUCCGGUUAUCAUGAGUAGUGGGGGGGGAGUUUAUAUUCAUCCUCAUUCUUACGCAUCGUCUAAAGCCAAAACAAUGACAUCAAGUGCGACGGAUACUUCAAGACGGGUGAUGGGUACUGGAGCAGAGAGAAUUAGGGCCGAAGAGACGGCUCAUCUAGCUGGGCGAGCACACGCCUUGAUCGCGGCUAACCAACCAGUGGCAGCCCUUGAGUUGGUUAGUGUUAAUUUAACUAAUUCCUUUGAUCACUAUACUUUUUAUCGAUAG
This is a messenger RNA of Protopolystoma xenopodis, 1098 nucleotides long. The record is from the annotation of a GenBank genome assembly. NCBI's taxonomy places the organism in Eukaryota, Metazoa, Platyhelminthes, Monogenea, Polystomatidea, Polystomatidae.